This is a messenger RNA of Setaria italica (foxtail millet), 2048 nucleotides long. Its product is annotated as probable serine/threonine-protein kinase PBL3. Gene Ontology annotation, molecular function: ATP binding; protein kinase activity. The transcript is spliced from 6 exons. The record is from RefSeq and is a predicted model, not a curated record. Gene Ontology annotation, biological process: protein phosphorylation. The coding region runs from base 494 to 1780 and encodes 428 amino acids. Lineage: Eukaryota; Viridiplantae; Streptophyta; Magnoliopsida; Poales; Poaceae.
GCCCCCACCUCUCUCCCUCCCUCCUUGCCGCUUCCGCUUCCGCUUCCGCUCCGCCUCCACACACACCCCUCUUGGUGGCCUUGGGCGAGCCGCGGGCGCGACAGCACACACACGCACGCGCGCCUCCUCCCGAACCCCGUCCACACGGCACUCCCACUCCUCGGGCGCGCACGGCAGCCGCCGGCCGGGUUGACUUGACUCCGGCGGGGGUUCAGGACGCGUUCUUGCGCGUGCUUCUGCCGGCGCGGUUGGCAUCGCGCGGUCGGGCUCGGCUCAGAUCCUCCGGAAGAUUGGGUUUCGGAGGGAGGGAGCGCCCAAUUGGUAGCCGCGGUUCCUGGCGUUGACUCCCGCCGAGUUCUGCGCAGGCGCGUGCGGAGAGACUUCCACCCCCGCUGCUGUUCUUGGCAGCUCUGCACCAGGAGGGCGUCGGAGCGGCUGCUGGGUCCGGUCGAUGCGUCGCCGGUAGGUUGGCCGGCGGCAGCGUUGGGAGGAGAUGGGGAACUGCAUGGACAAAGCGGUGCCGGUGGACAACAACACCUCCUAUCAAUCAAAAGUAGGAAGCAAAUCAAGUUCAUCAUCCAACCCCUCUACGGUCAAAAGUGGCUCGACUCGGUCAUCUUGGACUGUACCCUCAUACAAAGAAAGUAGAGAGCUUCCUACUCCUAGGACAGAAGGGGAAAUCUUGUCAUCACCAAAUUUGAAGGCAUUUUCAUUUGGUGAUCUCAAGUCUGCGUCUAAGAACUUCCGGUCCGACAGUCUUCUUGGGGAAGGAGGAUUUGGCUAUGUGUUCAAAGGCUGGAUUGAUGAGCAAACUCUUGCCCCUUCAAAGCCGGGAAGUGGUAUGGUUGUAGCCAUCAAGAAGCUAAAACCAGAAGGUUUUCAGGGCCACAAGGAAUGGCUGACAGAGGUUGACUACCUUGGCCAACUUCACCACCAGAAUCUUGUCAAGCUCAUUGGUUAUUGCUCAGAUGGUGACAACCGACUUUUGGUGUAUGAGUACAUGCCUAAAGGAAGUUUGGAAAAUCAUCUAUUCAGACGAGGUGCGGAUCCUUUACCCUGGGGAAUAAGACUCAAAGUUGCAAUUGGGGCUGCUAGGGGUUUAUCAUUUCUGCAUGAUGCUGAGAACCAAGUCAUAUAUCGUGAUUUCAAGGCAUCAAACAUUCUCCUUGACUCGGAGUUCAAUGCCAAGCUUUCAGACUUUGGCUUGGCAAAAGCAGGUCCAACUGGGGAUAGAACCCAUGUUUCUACACAAGUCAUGGGCACACGAGGUUAUGCAGCUCCAGAAUAUGUUGCAACAGGUCGCCUCUCAGUAAAGGCAGAUGUCUACAGCUACGGCGUGGUGCUGCUGGAGUUGCUGACAGGACGUCGAGCGCUAGACAAAUCGAAACCGGUAUCUGAGCAGAACCUUGUCGACUGGGCAAAACCCUACCUGCGUGACAAGCGCCGUCUGUACCGCAUCAUGGACUCGAAGCUGGGCGGACAGUACCCGAAGAAAGGUGCACACGCAGUCGCAAGCAUCGCCCUGCAGUGCAUCGGCAGCGAUGCUAAGGCGCGGCCAGCGAUGUCUGAGGUCCUGGAGAAACUGGAGCAGCUGCAGGACCCCAAGUACAACGUCACAGCACCGCAGGUGGACACACAGCGGACGUUGUCAUCAGGUUCCGUCCCCAGGUCACCCAUGAAGGCGCAGCCCUCGCCACGACGCCUGUCGGGUUCGGCUUCCCCGUUGCCAGUAGCGGCAGGCUCCCCGCUGUCGGCGUGUAGGACCGCACAGGUGCACUAGGUGAGCGACUGAAGUAUGAAGUGCAGAGUCUGUGUGGUUGUAGUUGUUGGUUCGCUGUAGGUGUAUACUUUGCUGUGUUGUUGGUCCCGAUGAGCGUAGUUUUUUGUUUGCGAGGGUGAUGUGUCGUGGAACCAGCUGGUUGUGUGAGAUGCUGAAUCGUGAGACAUCGCCGUUCUGUGAUCGAUUGAUGUUUCUGAGCCAAUGGAUUCUCAGUUUUGAGUGAAGGUGGUGUUCAUCUCACGGUGUCGCCUGCCAUUCCUUUGUUGAA